Molecule: messenger RNA, 1376 nt
Organism: Vanrija pseudolonga
Lineage: Eukaryota; Fungi; Basidiomycota; Tremellomycetes; Trichosporonales; Trichosporonaceae
Gene: DSK2
Product: Ubiquitin domain-containing protein DSK2
Exons: 7
Coding region: 64-1302 (412 amino acids)
Biological process (GO): ubiquitin-dependent protein catabolic process
Cellular component (GO): cytosol
Molecular function (GO): polyubiquitin modification-dependent protein binding
Source: RefSeq, a predicted model, not a curated record
GUGACAUUCUCUCUUGUUAUCAUCAUCACUCAACUCUUUCCAACAACCACACACUUUCCAACAAUGGCCGACGCUGCAGCUUCCUCCUCCAGCUCGGAGAUCACAAUCACCGUCAAGGGCCCCUCGGAGCUCAAGCUGUCCAUCACGAUCGACCCGUCCAAGACGGUCCUCGACCUCAAGGAGGCCGUCGCGGCCAAGAGCGACACCGCCGCCGACCGCCAGCGCCUGAUCUACUCGGGCAAGGUCCUCAAGGACGCCGACGAGAUCUCGACGUACAAGAUUCAGACGGGCCACACGAUCCACAUGGUCAAGGGCGCGCCCAAGCCCGCUGACGCUCCUGCCGCCGCUGCUCCCCGCCUCCCUGCCCAGAUGGGCACCGGCAUCAACACGGGCAACGUCGUCGACGGCAUCGAGAACCACCACCACGGUCUUGCCGGCUUCAACCCUUUCACCGGCAUGGGCCUCGGUAACCUCAACGACCCCAACGCUAUGACUGGCCUGAUGGACAACCCCGAGUUCCUGCGCCAGAUGAGCGACCUCAUGUCGAGGCCCGAGGUCCUUGAGCAGAUGAUCAACUCGAACCCCCAGCUCCAGGCCAUGGGCCCCCAGGCGCGCCAGAUCAUGCAGAGCCCCAUGUUCCGCCAGAUGAUUAGCAACCCCGAGACGCUCCGUUCGAUGAUGCAGAUGCAGGCAGCCAUGCAGGGCGGUGGUGGUGCUGGCGGCUUCGGUGGCCUUCCUCCUGGAUUCGGUGGUGGCUUCCCUGGCUUUGGCGGUGCCGGCGCUGGCGCUGGUGCGGGUGCUGGAGCCGACGCCCCUCCCUCGGACCCCUUCCCCAACCUCUUCGCUCCUAAUGCCGGCGCGACGGCGGCUGCCCCAGCCGCUGGCGCUGGAGCUGCUGGCGCCACUGCUGAGCGUGCUGCUGGUGCCGCGGCGGGCACGGGUGCUGCUGCCGGCGCGGGCGCUAUUCCUCCCAACCCCUUCGCCGCCCUCUUCGGUGCCCCCGGUGCUGCCGGUGCCGGUGCUGGUGCUGGCUUCAACCCCUUCGCGCCUGGAGCCAACCCCUUCGCUGGCGGCGCCAACCCGUACGGCGCGUUCGACCCGUCCCUCCUGUUUGGUGCUCCCCCUGCCGCUGCCGCUGCCAGGGAUACCCGUCCUCCCGAGGAGAUCUACGCGACCCAGCUCGGCCAGCUCAACGCCAUGGGCCUGUGGGACGCUCAGAAGAACAUCCGUGCGCUCCGUUCGACGGGCGGCAACGUCGAGGCCGCCAUUGAGCUCAUCUUUUCGGGCCAGCUUGACAACUAGCCAGCCAGCUGUAGACGUUUCGUUCAUAUUGUAGGGUAAUUUGGGGCGAUGCAUGGUCACGGUGUACACGAGCA